AUGGAAAAGGAGGUAAAUAACGAAGAAGUGGAUGGAGGAUUAGCCUUUUUUAGAAGUAUGUAUGACAAAUACAGGGAUGCUUUCAUAAGCCAUAUUAACGAAUACAUACUAGAAGAUCACAUAAAGGAACACAUUUCAAAAUAUUACAAACUUUUAUUUGAUUACAACUGCUUAGGGGGAAAAAAUAUAAGAGGCAUUUUGGUUAUUUUAAUUUAUGAAUAUGUAAAAAAUAGGGACAUUAACAGUUCAGAGUGGGAGAAGGCUGCUUGUUUAGCCUGGUGCAUAGAAAUUUUACAGGCGUCGUUCCUAGUGGCCGAUGACAUAAUGGACAAAGGAGAAACGAGGAGAAACAAAUAUUGUUGGUAUCUAUUGAAAGAAGUUGAAACGAAAAACGCCGUGAAUGACGUUCUCCUUUUGUAUAAUGCCAUUUACAAGUUAAUUGAGCUGUAUUUGCGAAACGAAAGCUGCUACGUUGACAUUAUAGCCUCCUUCAGAGACGCUACUUUAAAAACUAUUAUUGGCCAACACCUAGAUGCGAAUAUAUUUUCUGAAAAAUACUCAGACAUAAGUAGAAAUAUUGACGUUAACAAUAUUAAUGUUUCAGAACAGUCACUUAUUAAUAUUAAUAUGAUCAAUUUUAAAGUUUAUCAAAAUAUAGUUAUUCAUAAAACUGCAUAUUAUUCUUUCUUUUUACCUAUUGUGUGUGGUAUGCAGCUAGCUGGAAUAUCUCUAGAUAACUUAAUUUACAAAAAGGUUGAGAAUAUAUCUGUUUUGAUGGGCGAGUAUUUUCAAAUUCAUGACGAUUUUAUGGAUUAUUUUGGAGACGAGGAAAAAACGGGGAAAGUUGGAUCGGACAUACAAAAUAAUAAAUUAACCUGGCCACUAAUAAAAACUUUUGAGCUAUGUUCCGAAUCAGACAAAAUUAAAAUAAUAAAAAAUUACGGGAAAAAUAAUAGAGAGUGUGUUAAAGUUAUUGAUAGUAUGUAUGAGCAAUAUGACAUAAAAUACCAUUACAGUGAGUAUGAGAAGGAGCAAAAGGAAAAAAUACAAAAGGCUAUAUGCGAGUUGCAACACGAAGGUAUUGAAUAUGUGUUAAAAUAUUUGCUGGACAUUUUAUUUACUGGUGCGUAG
Messenger RNA from Plasmodium malariae, 1131 nucleotides. Its product is annotated as geranylgeranyl pyrophosphate synthase. The transcript is spliced from 11 exons. Lineage: Eukaryota; Apicomplexa; Aconoidasida; Haemosporida; Plasmodiidae. Gene Ontology annotation, molecular function: (2E,6E)-farnesyl diphosphate synthase activity; dimethylallyltranstransferase activity. The record is from RefSeq and is a predicted model, not a curated record. The coding region runs from base 1 to 1131 and encodes 376 amino acids. Gene Ontology annotation, biological process: trans, trans-farnesyl diphosphate biosynthetic process. Gene Ontology annotation, cellular component: cytoplasm.